CAAAGUCUUCGCUCAUAUGCAUGGCAUGCGACAAAGUGGACCAUAACAACAAGUGCAUCGACCUGAAGGUCUGUGAUGACACCGAUCGCUACUGCUAUACAAAAUAUUUUGGUAGAGGUUCUGGCGAAGACCACAAGGAACUGAUCAGCAAAGGAUGUUCUGCCGAUUGUCCUGAAGUAGGGUUUGAUAUCGGCGUGAUGGCUUUCUCAGUGAAAUGCUGUCAACAUUCCUUCUGCAACACAAGUGGUGCCGUCGGUGUGAAGAAGAGCUCCUUGCUGCUGUUGGUGGGCACCUUGGCCAGUGUCUUCUAUAUCAUUGGAGUCAAUCUGUGAUGAGAGAGAGACUACAUGAGCUCAUGG
Messenger RNA from Pseudonaja textilis, 359 nucleotides. NCBI's taxonomy places the organism in Eukaryota, Metazoa, Chordata, Lepidosauria, Squamata, Elapidae. The record is from RefSeq and is a predicted model, not a curated record.